CGCGCCUGCGCAGUGCGGCGCCUAGAGGGAAAGCGAGAGGGAGACGGACGUUGAGAGAACGAGAAGGAAGGAGAGAAAAUGGCGUCCACGGAUUACAGUACCUACAGCCAAGCUGCAGCCCAGCAGGGCUACAGUGCUUACACCGCCCAGCCCACUCAAGGAUAUGCACAGACCACCCAGGCAUAUGGGCAGCAAAGUUAUGGAACCUAUGGACAGCCCACUGAUGUCAGCUAUACCCAGGCUCAGACCACUGCGACCUAUGGGCAGACUGCCUAUGCAACUUCUUAUGGACAGCCUCCUGCUGGUUAUACUACUCCAACUGCCCCCCAGGCGUACAGCCAGCCUGUCCAGGGGUACGGCUCUGGUGCUUAUGAUACCACCACUGCUACGGUCACUACCACCCAGGCCUCCUAUGCAGCCCAGUCUGCAUAUGGCACUCAGCCUGCUUACCCAGCCUAUGGGCAGCAGCCGGCAGCCACCGCACCUGCAAGACCGCAGGAUGGUAACAAACCCGCUGAGACUAGUCAACCUCAAUCUAGCACAGGGGGUUACAACCAGCCAAGCCUAGGAUAUGGACAGAGUAACUACAGUUAUCCCCAGGUACCUGGGAGCUACCCCAUGCAGCCAGUCACGGCACCACCAUCUUAUCCUCCUACCAGCUAUUCCUCUACACAGCCGACUAGUUAUGAUCAGAGCAGUUACUCUCAGCAGAACACCUAUGGGCAGCCGAGCAGCUAUGGACAGCAGAGUAGCUAUGGUCAACAAAGCAGCUAUGGGCAGCAGCCGCCCACUAGUUAUCCCCCCCAAACUGGAUCCUACAGCCAGGCUCCAAGUCAAUAUAGCCAACAGAGCAGCAGCUACGGGCAGCAGAGUUCAUUCCGACAGGACCACCCCAGUAGCAUGGGUGUUUAUGGGCAGGAGUCUGGAGGAUUUUCCGGACCAGGAGAGAACCGGAGCAUGAGUGGCCCUGAUAACCGGGGCAGGGGAAGAGGGGGAUUUGAUCGUGGAGGCAUGAGCAGAGGUGGGCGGGGAGGAGGACGCGGUGGAAUGGGGUUACAAAGUGAGAGCCUUGUAUACACUUCAAUACUUAAAAAGUACCCGUACUCAGUACUCAGCCGGCAGCAUAAUGAAAAGUGGGACUAGACACGGUGUCCAUAUGGAGAGGAAAAAUAUACAUAGAAUAUUUUUAACAAAAUGUAUUCAUUGUAUAAAUGGAAUCCUUCUGUAACUUUGGUAACUGCAUACUUGUUAUUUGGUAAUGAACCAGAGGAGGUAUAAUACUCUAGAAUUGUGUAACAUUAAAGUGUAAACUUUUGUGUUUAAAGAGAGAGAACAUUUUAUGGUGUGUACUUUUAAAAAGGAAAGAAAGCUGCAUGCAACAGCUUGAAAUUGUAUAUUCAGGUAUUAAAGGUGCAAUACUGGUUAGGAAAAGCUCAAGGCCUCCCACUGGGGAGCUGCCUUUAUUUAAUUUUAAAGAAAAACAAAAGGCCCAGCAUAUUCCCUCCCCCUGUUUACAGUAUGUGAGGCAGUAAUAUUAUACUGCUGUCAUCUCUGUUCUCAACUGAUAUGUCUAUAAAGUUGCACCCCCAGUCUGUUGAGCCUUGGUAUUUGUUGUAAAUUCUCCUUUCACAGCAAUUGUUAAACCCAUUAGUGCCCUGAAAUGUAUGGCUUUAUGCUGAAGAUUGGCUGGAUGCGUCCUCUGAUGUGUGUUGUAGGCGUUUAAUGUGGUUGUCUCCUGCUUGAUUAUACUGUGACUUGUUAGGAAGCCUCCCUGGGCUCUCCCCUAGGAGAGGUUGAGGGUGCACCUUUAUGAACAUGGAAAGCAGUUGCCCCAGCUUUGCUGCUCUACUCUCCGACCAAGCUCUCCCUGUUUUUCAGCCGAUGGGGUGGGUGUUGGGAUCUGUUUUCUUCCCCUAAUUUGCCAAGUAUUGCACUAUUAAUACCAGCCCCCGAAAUGAAAGGAACCAACCACACUGGUGUGUACAAUCAGACAAGCAAGGUUGUAUAUAAAGAAAAUUUGAGCAAGCUGCCCUGAAGAAAGGCAUAGUGACGAGAUGAGAGAGAUGCAUUGUUUGGAGAUGUGUUUAGCCAGUGCCCUUCUUCCCCACGAGCCCCCCCAAGGCUCAGAGCGGUACUGGCUUUUAAAGGGAAAGGCCUUCAUUUCUUCGUUUAUCCCCCCAGCAGCGCUGGAGAGCGAGGUGGCUUCAAUAAGCCUGGUGGUAAGUUUUUGAGUAUUACCAUGGAUAGUGUUUAAAAAAAAAAAUACAGUCAGUUUUUAGAAAACUAUAAUUUUUUAUUAGUUUCAUAAGCGGUUUAAAAAUGAUCUAUACAAAGAGACUAAUGGGUACUGCCGGCAUUGUCUUAGGGGUAAUAAGGUUAACCUAUGGUUACAAAACAAAGGGUAACUUGAAGUAUUGAGCAACUGCUUCUGUAAUAUGGGGGAGAAUCCAUUUUUUAAAUUUGGUUUGUUUGGAGGAAAAUUUUUGACUUAAAUUUAACACUAAUUUGGCACAUAAGCAUUGAGAGUGUAUUUGGUUAAUGGUUUAAAAGCAAACCAGCAAAGAAAAAGCAAAACCCUAGCAAAUCUUUCACAAAUGUUUAAAGGGGCACUGCUCCAUUUUAGCAGUGCGGGUCUUUUUGAAUUUAAUGAAGCCCCAUCAAAUGGUGGUAUAGUAGAUAGCUAUGUGUGUUUGUAAGGUUUGUAGCUUGCAAGACGUGCACUAAUAGUAUCUUAUGUGAUCUUUCCUGGUUGGCAGGACCCAU
Messenger RNA from Panthera uncia (snow leopard), 2763 nucleotides. It is a transcript of the gene EWSR1, whose product is annotated as EWS RNA binding protein 1. The record is from RefSeq and is a predicted model, not a curated record. Gene Ontology annotation, molecular function: RNA binding; transcription coregulator activity. The coding region runs from base 79 to 1143 and encodes 354 amino acids. Gene Ontology annotation, cellular component: nucleus. NCBI's taxonomy places the organism in Eukaryota, Metazoa, Chordata, Mammalia, Carnivora, Felidae. The transcript is spliced from 9 exons. Gene Ontology annotation, biological process: regulation of DNA-templated transcription.